Messenger RNA from Mycena indigotica, 2469 nucleotides. RefSeq names its product Glycosyltransferase family 1 protein. The transcript is spliced from 4 exons. Gene Ontology annotation, molecular function: hexosyltransferase activity; UDP-glycosyltransferase activity. Lineage: Eukaryota; Fungi; Basidiomycota; Agaricomycetes; Agaricales; Mycenaceae. Gene Ontology annotation, biological process: carbohydrate metabolic process. The coding region runs from base 1 to 2469 and encodes 822 amino acids. The record is from RefSeq and is a predicted model, not a curated record.
AUGAUCAUCCUCAAGGCGGAGAAAGAACAACCACAGACGAGUGAUAGUAACGACAAUGACUUGCCCCCUGCUUAUGAGAGACUUGGACCAGAAUCUCUUGGGCAGCUGCAAUCUGUUGGAAUCGACGGCCGCGUUGGACUCGAUCUUGAUUCUAAGCUUGGCCGAACCCUCGCCAAAAUCGUCCCUGCCCCUCCUGAAUACUUUGCCAUUACCGCUGAGCUGCCUCGACGCGACUGGCAUAUCAAGUUGAACAUUGUCAUCCAAGUAGUUGGCAGUCGAGGGGACGUGCAACCUUUCAUCGCGCUGGGGAAUGAGCUCCAGAAACAUGGCCACCGUGUCAGGCUUGCGACUCAUAAUGUUUUUGAGGAGUUUGUUCGAGGCUCGGGCCUGGAAUUCUAUCCAAUUGGCGGCGACCCAGCUGAGCUUAUGGCCUACAUGGUCAAAAAUCCGGGACUGAUACCGAGCAUGAGGAGUCUGCGACAAGGGGACAUCCAGCGCAAGCGAGCCAUGGUGGCGGAGAUGCUAGACGGCUGCUGGCGAAGUUGUAUCGAACCCGAUAUGCUUUCUCAUCGUCCGUUCGUAGCGGAGGCUAUCAUUGCCAACCCGCCAAGUUUCGCCCAUGUUCAUUGUGCUCAAGCGCUAGGAAUACCAGUGCAUCUGAUGUUUACUAUGCCCUGGAGCAGUACUCGCGCAUUUCCACAUCCACUCACGAAUAUCAAGUCCUCAAGUUGGGAUCCUGGCCGCGCUAACUGGAUUUCGUACGGGGUUGUCGAGUUUCUCACGUGGCAAGGAUUGGGAGAUGUCAUUAAUAAAUGGCGGCACUCCAUCGACCUAGAGCACGUGCCUUUCUCAGAAGGUCCAUCGCUGGCCGAAACUCUUCAAAUACCAUUCACCUACUGCUGGUCUCCAGCAUUGGUCCCCAAGCCCGUUGACUGGCCAUCACACAUUGAUAUCUGUGGCUUCUUCUUUCGCGAACCACCUUCGUACACUCCCCCGCCUGAACUUGCUGCUUUCCUUAGUGGAGGUCCGCCGCCAGUCUACAUUGGCUUCGGUAGCAUCGUAAUUGAAAAUCCACAACAAAUGAGCAAUAUUCUCAUGCAGGCGGUUCGUAUCGCUGGAGUUCGAGCCAUCGUUUCUCGCGGUUGGAGUAACUUGGAUGGGCCUCCAGGGGCCGAUAUUUUCUACCUUGGAGAUUGUCCUCAUGAGUGGCUGUUUCAGCAUGUUUCUGCUGUCGUCCAUCACGGUGGGGCUGGCACGACGGCAUGUGGCUUGCUUAAUGCGAGACCGACUGUUGUCGUCCCUUUCUUUGGCGACCAGCCAUUCUGGGGUAACAUGGUUGCAGACGCCCGUGCUGGGCCGAUCCCGAUUCCUCACCAACAACUCAAUGCUCGUAACCUGGCUGGAGCAAUCGCGUUUUGUCUCACGCCUGAAGCUCAGGCUGCGGCCACAGUAAUUGCAGAAAGGAUGAAAGGCGAAACAGGCGUGAAAGCCGCAGUUGCCUCUUUUCACGCCAAUCUACCUCUUACCCGAUUGCAAUGCAAUAUUCUUCCUGACAAAUGCGUGGCGUGGAAAGUCAAGAAAGGCAAGAAGAAACUCCGACUCUCGAAGCUCGCGGCAGAGGCGUUGAUUCAUUCGUCGUUCUUGCGCCGCAGUGAUUUGAAACCCUGCGAAACCAGGAAAAUCUACAUAGAGAAUCACCGCUGGGAUCCAGUUACGGGUGGGACAAGUGCAGUGCUUGGAACAGUCAGCACCCUGGUAGGAGCAGGUGCGAACAUGGUAAUCAAGCCAUAUGAAGAAUACAAGCGCGGAAGCUCUUCUUUUGAACCAGCAACCCCCUCCACAGCGAGUGCAAGCUCGGGGAAGCCACUUCCUCUACUCCCCUCGUUACUGGAAACUGAAGAUCGAGGCGAAAGCUCAACAACCGCCCUCCAGCGCACGGGCAUGCAGACUGCUGGUGCGAUGGCAGCUGCUUCCGGCAAAAGCCUGGGUCAAUUCAUGACAUCUUAUGUCAAGGGCGUCGUUGUUGAUAUCCCGCUUGCAGUCACCGAGGGACUUCGUGGUGUUCCCAGAAUGUAUGGUCAGGAGCCUACUGACCAUGGCGCAAUUACCGACUGGAAAAGCGGAGCGGUCGUAGCCGGCAAAACCUUCGUGAUCGAAUCAGCAGUUGGCAUUGCUGACAUAUUCUACCAGCCAUAUAAAGGCGCCAGAGACGAUGGCAUACUAGGGUUCGCUAAGGGCAUUGGGAAAGGAUGCACAAACGCGGUAUUCAAAUCCUCGGGAGCCACUCUGGCACUCUUCGCUUAUCCUGGUCAAGGCAUUGUCAAGUCAAUCAGAGCCACAGCGCAUGAGAAAACAAGGAAAGCGAUAAUUCAAAGGAGGCAUCGGGAGGGAGAGUGGCUGUUUGCACUUGACCAAGGCGCUCACAAUGUGGUCGUCGCUUCUGCUUUCCAUCAGUUGACUGAGAGCUAG